Messenger RNA from Colletotrichum truncatum, 522 nucleotides. RefSeq lists its product as uncharacterized. The record is from RefSeq and is a predicted model, not a curated record. NCBI's taxonomy places the organism in Eukaryota, Fungi, Ascomycota, Sordariomycetes, Glomerellales, Glomerellaceae.
AUGGCCUCGGUCUCUGUUUAUGAUGCAGUCAUUCCCACCUUCAUUAAGGGUCUCAAGACGUUCGACCAUAUCCUGACCAAAGCCGAAGAACACGCCAAGGCCAAUGGAGUCGAUGUGAACACCUACGCCGAGGCCCGUAUCAUCGAAGACCAGCUACCACUCACCUUCCAGGUUCAAAACGCUACCAAGACAGUCAAGACCAACCUUGUCCGUUUGACCGGUGUGGAACUGGAGCCUUCUGAGAACACGGAGAAGACAGUCGCGGACCUCCACAAGCGCAUCCAAGAAACGCUCGAUCUGCUCAGCAAGGUCGAUGCAGCGACCGUAAACGCCAAGGGCGAUGAUGAGGUUGACUUGCCUAUCUUCGGUGGAAAGACAUUGAAGCUCUCAGCUAAGGCGGCGUCCUUGAACCAUGGAAUUCCCAACUUCUUCUUUCACCUUAACGCGGGAUAUGCCAUCCUCAGAGCGAAGGGUGUGCCGGUCGGAAAGGCUGACUACCUUGGUAGCUUUGUUCUUCCUUAA